Messenger RNA from Mercenaria mercenaria, 2635 nucleotides. RefSeq names its product NADH-cytochrome b5 reductase-like. The record is from RefSeq and is a predicted model, not a curated record. The transcript has 7 exons. Gene Ontology annotation, molecular function: oxidoreductase activity. Lineage: Eukaryota; Metazoa; Mollusca; Bivalvia; Venerida; Veneridae. The coding region runs from base 656 to 1585 and encodes 309 amino acids.
CCAAAAGAACAAUUGAUUUUUACAGAUCUUGCAAACUUAUGAAAGAAUGACAUCUAAUUUACGUUCUUUGAAUGAAACACAAUUAAAUGGACAAAAAAGAAAAUUAGAUGAGGAACCAACCAACACAGGUGUUAGUGAUAGAGAAUACAUACCCAGUAAGAAUGGGAGCAAGCGGGUUGUACAGGAUGGGUAUUCCUGGUGGACGUGUCUGACGAUGGGUAUGACUGUAGAACAGAGUCGCCCACAUGCUGUCCCAAAACAACCACAUUCAUGACAAUCUCUUUCUUUAUAUUUAAAAUUCAGUACUUUUAUUUUUUUUAUUCUCGCGUUUUAUUUUUUGUGCAAUAGAAAUGGCAAUUUAUUGUGUCAGUUUCAUCUAAACUUUAUUGCAGUUUGAUAAACAUUUCAUUACUUUCGCCCCCAAAAAAUCCUUUAUUGUAUCUGAUACUUUGCCAUGUAAAGGAGACUUUUUUCUGCAAGAAGGCGGCUUUCGCAUGACUGUAUAAAAGUUUUUGUUUUUUUUUACGAUUGUCUUAAUUGUGUAUGAUAUUGCAUAUUUGAAAACUUGCAAUCUUGGCAACUUGCAUUAUCCAUGCAUACAGAGCUAAAAAUGUAUGUUACCUAAAGAUAUCUUUGACUGGUUACACAAAACAUAAUGGACUUAUUACGAAGUAGACCAGAGCGCCCCCUGGAUAGUGAUUGUUGUGGUCAGGGGUGUGAUCCAUGUGUACUUGAUAUCUAUGCUGAGGAGAUGAAGAUCUGGGAGGAAGAAUGCAGACAGAUUCUAGCUGGGGAAAAGUCAGGGAAAACAUCAUCUUUACAAGAGGAAAAGGAGAGUGGGCCAGUCCUCAGUGCAACAGAAUACAGAAAUUUCACCAUAGAAUCUGUUGAGAAAGAGACGCAUGACAGUUACAGGUUCAGAUUCAAACUUCCCACUGGGGCUACUCUAGGUUUGAAGACAGGGCAGCAUGUUGUAAUCAGGGGAGAUGUAGGAGAAGAGACUAUAACACGGCAGUACACCCCUGUGUCCGAUGUUGGAGAAAAGUCAUUCUUUGAACUACUAAUCAAAAUAUAUGAAACAGGUCGUAUGUCACAGUAUGUGAAGACAUGGACAGUCGGGACCAUGGUACAGAUAAGGGGGCCUUGUGGUACCUUUGAAUAUAGACCUAACAAGUAUAGAAGAUUGUAUAUGCUGGCAGUUGGUACAGGAAUUGCCCCCAUGGCUCAAAUUAUACAAACUGUGUUAAACAAUGAGGAUGAUGAAACCAUGGUAACACUGCUGUAUGGCUGUAGAACAUACCAGGAUAUUCUCCUUAAAUCAGAGCUAGACGAUUGGUCCAGAUACUGGAAUUUUACAUGUACAUACUACCUCAGUCAGGAGACUGACAACAAAGGGAAGUCUGGAUAUAGAUAUGGGGAUAAAAUCUGUAACAGUAGGAUUACCUGUGAUCUUGUGCAUUCUGUGAUAUCUGACCCACAGGACAAUUUUCUCGUGCUCAUUUGUGGAACUAGGUCAUUUGAACAAGAUAUGUUAGGAUGUAUGAAAACAUUAGAUGUGACUGAACAGAAGUAUCAUAAAUUCUGACAGAAAAUUGAACUUAUUAUGAACACUUUGAUAUUUGACCUGUAAAGCCAGCUUUCAAACUUUUUAGGGCCCUGCCUUUUGGUGAAGCCCUAUUAGUAACUGGCUUUCUGUCUUCUGUUUAUAUCCUCCUGCUACCAAUAGAUUUACUGCAUCUUAUUCUCUAGUUCUUUCUUGAGGGAACACUACACAGAUUUUUUUUUCAGUCUUACGACAUUUUUGUAUACUUAGAGGGCUAUAACCCCUUGUCACUAUCAUAACAUAAAGUCUUAUGUCUUAACAUAAGACAUACUUCUUAAGAUGGAUUACAAAUUUUUUUGACAUACUGGUAGUUUCCCCUUAAGCAGAGAAUACUUUGUAGUAAAACUUGUGGGUACAAACAGGCCAUCAUGAGUUUACAAUUGAGCCGUGCCAUGGGAAAACCAACAUAGUGGGUGUGCGACCAGCAUGGAUCCAGACCAGCCUGCGCAUCCGCGCAGUCUGGUCAGGAUCCAUGCUGUUCGCUAACAGUUUCUCCAGUUCCAAUAGGCUUUAAAAGCGAACAGCAUGGAGCCUGACCAGACUGCGCGGAUGCGCAGGCUGGUCUGGAUCCAUGCUGGUCGCACACCCACUAUGUUGGUUUUCCCAUGGCAUGGCUCAAUUCUUAUUUUUAUACGCCCAUCUCUGAAAGAGCUAGGCGUAUUAUGUGAACACCGAGGGAGGGUGGGCGGGCGGUGUCCAAAGCAUGUCCACUCUCAAACAGUUUUCAUUCGAUCUUCACCAACCUUGCUGACAAUAUUUGUGGGCAUGUUAUCACGGCUAAGUUUGAUAACCAGCCAAAUCGCCCCAGGCACUCUUGGAUUAUGGCUCUUGAAUUAGGCCAAGUUCAAUGACAGGCGUAUUUUGUGACAGUCUGGCACUGUUUUCAUCUUAUUUUUUGUGUUGGAAAAAUUUGAAUAGAAAUAAUCUAUAUUAGAUGAGUAUGUUUUUAAAUAUACCCUUUUAAGUCUGUUAAAUGUAUUAAAAGCUCACAUGGCAGAAAUGUUAUUAUAUAAAAUAUUUUUUUGUUUGAUC